Messenger RNA from Rhipicephalus sanguineus (brown dog tick), 1107 nucleotides. RefSeq lists its product as uncharacterized. Bases 1 to 1107 code for a protein of 368 amino acids. The record is from RefSeq and is a predicted model, not a curated record. Lineage: Eukaryota; Metazoa; Arthropoda; Arachnida; Ixodida; Ixodidae. The transcript is spliced from 8 exons.
AUGGCCUCGCAAGACUCGGCUACAUCCCCGCCGCCCGCAUUGCCUCCUGCCCUACCUGCCAACCCACCGGCCGCACCCACUUUCGUCACGCUUCCCGCCGUGAAAGAGCCUGGUGUCUUCUCGGGCCUCGAAGGUUCUGACGUCGACCAAUGGCUGCGCCUCCCAGAUCACUCUGCCCCUCCUGCCCACUUCGCCCCUCCAGCCCACUUCGCCCCUCCGGCCCACUACGCCCCUCCGGCCCACUACGCCCCUCCGGCCCACUUUGCCCCUCAGGCCUACUCUUCCCAUCAGGACCACUUUGCCCCCCACGAUCCCCACUACUCCCGCUCUCCCUCAACCCACCGUCGCCAGUCCCGUUCGCCUCAGCCUCGACGACCACCUUCCCCCGCUCCCCCACGACGAAAGCCGUCCGCGUUGUUCGACGAGACGAACCCAGACUGGGCGCCGCGUCUCUACGGCUCGGCUACAGCUGCAAGCAUGCAGGCGCUGCGCGAAAUGAUUGCACGAAAAAACGGCGUCAUGAAAAAUGGCAAGCGGAGGCCGAACAGCGCCGAGCACAGGGCGAUGCGUAUUGAUGAAGCCGAAUGCGACAGCUAUGAAGCCGCUCGUGCGAAGCUGAAUAGUGCACAGUACAAGUCUGACUUGGAGUGUGAUGCUGUACUGGAACCCAGGAAAAUAUCCAAGCCAAGCCGCUACUUAAGCGAUAACGAGAUGCCUUCUCCACCAACGCUUCCAAGUGCAUUUUCAGAGCCUCUGAACGCUGCAGAUAUGAGCAGCGAGCAGCAAGAUGAUGAAGAAUUCCAGUACCAGGUCUUGACAAGGCUCACAGUUCUCCGAAUGAUUCAGCAACAGCACGGAGAUUUGAUAACAGCUUUUACGACUCGGUAUUCACGAGAUAAACUGCAGCGCCUACAAGAAGAAGAGCCAGUGAUGAAGGGUCCUUUCAACAGCUAUGAUGAGCUGAAACAUUUCGAUGCGAAGUUGAGUGGCUCUACAAGGGACCGCUUUGAAGCUGCCCUGUACCUGCGGACACCACUCGUAGGCAAGUUUGCCACUUUUGAGAGGUUUUUCAAGAUUUUCCUCUCAACCCCGCGGCGGCAAGGCUAG